Messenger RNA from Trypanosoma brucei brucei TREU927, 1047 nucleotides. RefSeq lists its product as hypothetical. The record is from RefSeq and is a predicted model, not a curated record. The coding region runs from base 1 to 1047 and encodes 348 amino acids. NCBI's taxonomy places the organism in Eukaryota, Euglenozoa, Kinetoplastea, Trypanosomatida, Trypanosomatidae. The transcript has a single exon.
AUGCCUUUACCGCCUGUUGAGGACGCCCCGAACUCAAUGGCACGCCGCCAUUACCUCGUGGAACGCAAUCGUCUACGCGUAAAGAAGUACGAGCCUACGCGACAGGCGUUUGAGGAGGAGACCGUUAAGCUUUCAAAGCAGAGGGUGGAGCAAAGGGUGGCAAUGCUGAACAGCUGGAAGAGUUCCGUUCCUCUCCACACCGACACGACCCGCCCACUUCCUGGUGCCGCACGGCGCCAGAAAGAGAAGGAUGAGCCGGCGGCGAAGCACAUAAACCUCCAAAUUUUGGAUGAGGAUGCAGCACUGAAGCGGGAGCGCAGGGCUUUGCUGAGGGCCGAUAUUUUGCAGCAGAAGAAGGACCGGGAGGAAUACCUCGCCAAGUGGAGAGCAAACGAAAAGGCGUACGACAGCGCGCUCCUAGCAACCAACGCUGAGUUCGCCCGCCAGAUGCAGGAGCAGGAGCGCCAAGCUGCGGUGGCCACGAAACAAUACAUGGACAUGAUGCGUGCCAGCAACCUGAAGGAGCUGGAAGCGAAAAGGGCAAAGCAAAGAGAAAAAGAAGAGGCUGAUGUCGCUGCUCUUCGCACAAUGCAGGAGAAUCUAAGGCUGAAGAUGGAGGCCGACGAACGCAGGGCUAAGGAUAUGAAGCGCCUUAUGCAAAUAGAAAACGAGGAGAAUCACUCGCUCUUCAAGAAAAAGCAGGCGGAGGACAAAGCACGUGAGGAUGCUUGGAUCCGGACCAUGAUGGAGCACAACGCUGCCCUUGCGGAGCGCGAAAGGCGGGAGGCCGAACAGAAGCGUCAACAGUUCAAGGCGGACUUUGAGGACACCAUCGCAAAGCAGAAGGAGUUCCGCCGCACCCAUGACUACGACGAGCCGCAAGAGUUAAUCCGCAAGCGAAACGAAGAAGCCGCAGCCUCUGCGGUACUCAUCAGGCAGGAAGAGCGCCUCCGCAACAACGAGCAGCGGAAGCAAUACCGUGAAGAGCUCAUGAAGCAAAUGCGCGAGAAAUACGAAUGGCAACUGAGCCACUUAGAUGGUGUGUGA